Molecule: messenger RNA, 540 nt
Organism: Microthlaspi erraticum
Lineage: Eukaryota; Viridiplantae; Streptophyta; Magnoliopsida; Brassicales; Brassicaceae
Source: the annotation of a GenBank genome assembly
AUGUCACUGGCCGCACAAUUCUCGCCGCCGGUCACCGGAACAAUCAGAAGUGUUAGGAAAACAGCCUUUCCGAUGAAAUCUCCACCUUCCACUCGUCGACUAUUCCCGGUUUACCCUGAGAUCAGAACUCCGGCGAUGAGUAGUCUGAGAAAAUCGCAUUAUCUAGUGGCUAAGGCUAUCGAACAGAGUCGUGAUACAGCUGGAUCUGAAUCCGAGUCAGAGGCAACUCCGUCACCGGCGGAUAGUGGAAGCGGAGAGAAAGAGGUGGAGAUCAGCGCGUUGGGAGCAGAGAUAAAAGCGGCGAUGGAGCAGAGAAAAGCGGCGGAGGAGUUGAAAGGGAAGAACGAGUUACUGAGUGGAGUGGCGGAGGAAGUGAAGGAGAUUGAGUGGCCGGCAUUUCAGAAAGUGCUCGGAACGACAGGCGUCGUGCUCGGUGUUAUCGCCGGUUCUAGCGUCGUAUUGCUCACCGUUAAUUUCAUUUUGGCUGAACUCUCCGAUCGUGUGUUCAUCGGAAAAGGUGUUCAAGACUUUUUCAGCUGA